Molecule: messenger RNA, 1767 nt
Organism: Sebastes umbrosus (honeycomb rockfish)
Lineage: Eukaryota; Metazoa; Chordata; Actinopteri; Perciformes; Sebastidae
Gene: smyd1b
Product: SET and MYND domain containing 1b
Exons: 10
Coding region: 143-1612 (489 amino acids)
Cellular component (GO): nucleus
Molecular function (GO): protein binding; histone H3K4 methyltransferase activity
Source: RefSeq, a predicted model, not a curated record
UGUCAUUGAAGAACACAGAGGGCACGGAUUGGUCUACGAGUUCCUCAACUACUCUAUCGCUGCAUUUAGCUUCUCUCCACCACUGAAACGCUCAUCGGUUCAACACUGACUCAUCAGCAUCUCAGGACCUAGUGCUAGAACCAUGGAGCACGUGGCAAUAUUUGACUCACCUGGAAAAGGAAGGGGUCUGAAGGCUGCCAAGGAGUUUUGGGCUGGAGACGUCAUUUUCGCCGAGCCCAGUAUCGCAGCUGUUGUAUUUGACAGUCUAGCAGAGCGUAUUUGCCACAGCUGUUUCCGCAGUCAAGAGAAGCUGCAGAGGUGCGGCCAGUGCAAAUUUGCUCACUAUUGUGACCGAACUUGCCAGCGUGCCGGGUGGGCCGAACACAAGCAGGAAUGUGCUGCCAUCAAAGCUUACCACAAAGCGCCGAACGAGAACAUCCGUUUGGCGGCCCGCAUCGUGUGGCGCCUCGACAAAGAGGGGAGCGUGAUGUCCGACAUGCAGCUGACCACACUGGAGGAGCUGGAGGAUCACAUUGCUGACAUGCAACAGGACGAGUUGAAGGACCUAAAAGUGGACAUCCACAACUUCCUGGACUACUGGCCCCGGACCAGCAAGCAGCACAUCAUUGACGACAUUUCCCAUAUUUUUGGAGUGAUUAACUGUAACGGUUUCACUGUGAGCGACCAGAGGGGCCUUCAGGCAGUGGGAGUUGGACUUUUCCCAAAUUUGUGUCUGGUGAAUCAUGACUGCUGGCCGAACUGCACCGUGAUCCUCAACCACGGAAAUCAAUCGGCUGUGAAUACUAUGUAUCAUUCUCAACGGAGGAUCGAACUGCGCUCUCUGGGUAAGAUCGAAGAGGGAGAUGAGCUGACGGUCUCGUACGUGGACUACAUGAAUUUGUCAGAGGAGAGACGAAGGCAGCUGAAAACACAAUACUUCUUUGACUGCACGUGUGAGCACUGCAAGAACCACAUCAAAGAUGACCUGAAGUUGGCGGGAUGCGAGGUGGACGGAGUCAAGCCUACAGAGGAGCAGGUGAAAGAGGCAACAGAUUAUUGCUAUCAAAUGCUGGAGAAGAUGGACAAGGCUCGACUAAGUGGCAACUACCAUGAGGUGAUAAAAACCUGCAAGGAUUGCAUAGCGAAGACGGAGCCCGUUUUGGCCGACACUCACAUCUACCAGCUGAGGAUGUGGAGCACAUUAAGUGAGGUGCAAGCUUACUUGCAGUUCUUCCUUGAUGCUGCAGAAUACUCUCGCAAAAUGGUGGAUGGAUACACUAAACUGUACCACCCGAACAAUGCGUCUCUCGGUAUGGCUGCCAUGCGAGCAGGAGUGACUCACUGGCAAGCCGGGGAGAUAGAGGUCGGCCACGGGAUGGUCUGCAAGGCCUAUGCCAUUCUCAUGGUCACCCACGGCGCAACACAUCCCAUCACCAAGGACCUGGAGUCGAUGCGUGUGCAGACGGAGAUGGAGUUGAGGAUGUUCAAGCAGAACGAGUAUGUUUACCACAGUAUGAGAGAGGCAGCUCUGAAGAACAAACCGAUGUCCAUGAUGCAGGAACCUUCGUCUGUGGAGGAGGGAAUCAAGAACCUCUUCCACCGGAGGAAGUGAUUAAAAAGAUCCAAGAAAAAAAGACAUCCUAUUGUUUACGCUUGACAGUUUUCCGAGUGUUGAUGUGUGUGAGUCUACACAUUUAGUCACAUGAUCAUUUUCUGUUUCACUCACUUUUGUAGUUACGCUUUUCAUUAAAAAGAUGUCACGUCAAA